Lachancea thermotolerans CBS 6340 is the source of this 765-nucleotide messenger RNA. RefSeq names its product Golgi transport complex subunit COG7 (gene COG7). Lineage: Eukaryota; Fungi; Ascomycota; Saccharomycetes; Saccharomycetales; Saccharomycetaceae. The record is from RefSeq and is a predicted model, not a curated record. The transcript has a single exon. Bases 1 to 765 code for a protein of 254 amino acids.
AUGUGUACCGAGGAUGAGCUACUGAAAAUGUUCUUUGAUGAGGAGUUCGUCCCUCACGCAUAUCUGGACAUACUUCUUUCCGCAGAGAACAUGCCAAUCAGUGAACUCCAAUCAAUUUCCACCACCCUACUCUCAAAACUUGAUCUUUACACUGAUUGCCUCACAAGAGAGUUGGGAUCGACUAUAGAUAAGCUCCGGAAGCCCACCGAGCUGCUUUCCUUUUCAACCUCGUACUCGCAAGCAGAGGGUACAACUAAGCUGGAGUACUACCUCGAAACUUUGGGAAAUUCGGUCAAGAACUUGAAGGACGACAUCGCAGGCGUCAACAAGCAACUCACGGAAAUAAAGAAGAAUAACCAAGAGAGCACUAAGACUGUUGUGGACAUCAAAGAUCUGAAGACUGUUAAAACAAAUUUGCAAAAAGUUUUAAACUGCUUCGAGCAACUCAGAUCGAUUGUAAUAAUUUCAGCGGAAAUCACCGACAAAAGUCAACCACAGGAGCUGAUAUCCGUAUCAAGUUUCAAGAGUUCCCUCAAAGUGCUAGGUGACAUAAUAGUCUCCAGUUUCAAAGAAUCUUCUGAAACAGAAUUGUCUAGCGUUCAAAACGAGGAGUUGCUGAAAAAGGUUGGCUACUUUGCUGAUUUGAAGCCUGUUUUCAAAGACCUUACCAAGUAUUAUUCUUUGUAUGGGGCCUUUAUUGAUCGCAUCAAACAUGAGGCCGACAUAUACAUUCAGGGAAAGGAUAUUGACCCCUCCUUUGCCUGA